AAGUGACGUAGCGGAAGAGAGCGCUGUCAUUGCUUAGAGCAAAUAUGGCGUCCGGGGCAUCCGAUAACAAGUGGAAAGUGGUGACAAAAGGGAAGAAAAAUGGGGACAAGAAAGGCGGAGAGAGGCGAGCUCUGGGGGAGAGCAACAUCAGCCGGGCUGGCAGCGGUGUUCCUAUUAAGACAACAAGCAGCGUCUAUGAAUUGGGCUUUGAGAAAAUAAUGAAAAAACAGAACAAAGAACAGGUCCCACCAACCAGUGCCCCGGAGCAGAAUCAGCUGCAAAAAAAGCAGCAGAACAGUGGGAAAAACUCAAAGAAAACCUCCAAUGGUGACGUCACUCACACUCAGGGGAAAUUCCACACCUUGGAGGAAGCUCUGAAGGAACUGAAACUGGCAGAUCUACAGAGCGAGCUUGAGAAGAGCCAGGCCUUAUUCAGUGAGACCCCCUCAGUCUGGAUCAGAGACCUGGCAGGAUACCUGAACUCCAAGUUGCAGACCCCCAAGAGUGAGCCUGUGCACACCCAGCAUCCUCACGAUUACCCAUACUGCCUAGUGAAUAAGGAGCUGAAGGGCUUCAUCCGCUCAAUGCUGCUCAAGGCCUCGAAUGUGCUGGAAGACUUUGUGGAUUUCUGUCUUAAAACAAUGCUGGAUGAACUGGACAAACCUGCAGGAGAGUCUCUGCAUGGCUACAAGAUCUGCAUACAGGCCGUAUUGCAUGAGAGGCCCAAAACUGUGACUGGCAACCUAAACACGUACUUUAAACUCCUUAACUCUCACAAGAAGAAACCAGUCAAAUGCAUCACCAUAAUGUGGGCCGUUGGGCAGGCUGGUAUCACUGACCUCACGGAGGGGCUGAAAGUGUGGCUGGGGAUCAUGCUUCCUGUCCUGGGAGUAAAGACUCUCUCUCCCUAUGCAAUCCUGUACCUGGAGCGCUUGUUACGGAUACACCCUAACUUGACCAAAGGUUUUGGUAUGAUUGGCCCCAAAGACUUUUUCCCGCUUCUGGAUUUUGCAUUUAUGCCAAAUAACUCUCUGUCUCAAAGUCAACAGGAGAAUCUGCGUGAAUUGUAUCCGCGGCUGAAAGUCUUGGCAUUUGGUGCCACCCCAGAGACCACGUUGCACAGUUACUUCCCUUCCUUUUUGUCCAGAGCCACCCCAAACUGUCCAGCCGAAAUGAGAAAGGAGCUUCUACAUAGUCUGACUGAGUGUCUGAACGUGGACCCGCUCAGCUUCGAAGUGUGGCGCCAGUUGUACACCAAACAUUUGUCACAGUCCAGUUUACUGCUACAGCACCUGCUGAAUUCCUGGGAGACGACCUCUAAAACGAUGAGAAAAUCACUGCGAGACACAUUUCAUUCCUUUAAAGUCACAAAUGAAGAAUUUUCAGCAAAAGGACCAAAUGCACCAAACUCAAAGGACAUUGAAGCUUGUGACAAUGCAUGCCAGGCCCUCCUGCAGAAGAUGAAGGGCGGAGGUAUUCCUUGGUUUCGACUCUUCCUUGUGGGUCUUGUUUUCAUAUCUGGGUUUGUGAUUCAUGAUAUCAGGACUCACGGAUCAUUUGAAGCAUCUUCAUCUGCUAAUAUGUUGCAGCAGUCGGGUAUCCUGCCUGUGUCUCAGCAAGCAUGGAGCAAACUCUCACAUUACUCGGUACAAGGGUACAGCUGGUUAGAGAAGAACGUUCCUGUUUAUUAUUCCCAAGCUGUUGAUUUCUUGGGACCAAAUUUAGACCUGUUAUGGACAAAGAGCAAACAAGGAGCAGCUUUUAUGUAUGAGAAAUGUUCCACCCAGAUUACUUACGCCAAGGACAACCUACCGUGGGUUAUUGAAUGGAUACAGUCACGGAUCCCAGACUCAUUAUAUCAAUUUCUUGAAUACCUGAAAGAGCUUCUGCUGCAUUUACAUCGUAACUUCCUGAUACCAGCAAUGCAGUAUUUAGAGGCAGCUUUGCAUCGAGCGUGGCAGCAGUAUGUGGACUCCUGCAACGGAGAUGUAUCGUGGGACUGCAUGAAAGGUCACAUGAGCAACAUCACUUACUCCACCUGGACCUACCUGCAAAACACAACAUUAGCUGUAAAAAACUGGACGCUUGCUGUCAUUUCUAGACAAUAAGGACCUUGGUCUACAUCUGAAAAGAUCCUUUAAAAUGAGGAACCAAUAACUACAAUGACUUUUAUUGCUUAGACACUAAGCAGAUGGAAUUGUGAAUACGGGAAGUGCAGUCAUGAUUGGCUGAUUAAUGUUCAAGUGAAAGUCAUGUGAAGAGACAUUUAAAUGGUCUGUAUGUAACUUGCACAAACUUUUUUAUGUUUUCUGUGUUUUUAUUCUUAAGCUCAAUCAGGAAGCCGCUGCUUUUGCCACUAUACAGUGCGUAAUAUAACACAUGAAAUGCACAUUUGUGUAUAUAGGGGUCUUAGUUAUAUUUGUACAGCAACUGUCCUUUAUUGCAGUGUUUGCUGAAGACAUGAGUUUUACUUGCAUAGCAAAAUAUGUUCUUAUGGGGUUGAUGCCUGACAUCAGAUCAAUAUAUGGACUUGUGGACAUUAUUUUAUCUUUAGCUGUAUAGGAUUAACCCCCUUGGUUGCCAUGGAAUUGCAGUCCUUUUUGGUAGCCAAAGAGUUAACCCCACAGUUUGCAUUUAUCCGGUUGCACGGUCUGAAUUUAACAGUGUUUAUCCAAAUAAAAAACUUCCAACUUUGUUUCAGUACAGAAAUAAAAGCUUCCUUUGCAUAAAACCCAAUCUAACUAUUCAGUAGCACCCUGCUGUAUUGCAAGGAAGCAACUCCUAAGUAUUUGUGUCAAUUAUUAUCUGUAUGAAAUAUUUGUGAUAUAUGGCUUAUUGAAUAUACUAGCUGACAUAUCCGGAUAUCUCAAGGUUUCCAGCAGAGAAGUCAAACCAAUUUAUCCAAGAAAUGUCAAAAAACGAAAUUUAUGACUCCGAUACCCCUGCCGUUGUCACUACCAUUGAAUUUGAAUUAAAAUCAGAUAAAAUUA
Bombina bombina (fire-bellied toad) is the source of this 2990-nucleotide messenger RNA. It is a transcript of the gene TMEM214, whose product is annotated as transmembrane protein 214. The transcript has 17 exons. Gene Ontology annotation, cellular component: Golgi apparatus; endoplasmic reticulum. The coding region runs from base 45 to 2108 and encodes 687 amino acids. The record is from RefSeq and is a predicted model, not a curated record. Lineage: Eukaryota; Metazoa; Chordata; Amphibia; Anura; Bombinatoridae.